Molecule: messenger RNA, 1107 nt
Organism: Saccostrea cuccullata (small rock oyster)
Lineage: Eukaryota; Metazoa; Mollusca; Bivalvia; Ostreida; Ostreidae
Exons: 7
Coding region: 292-1041 (249 amino acids)
Source: RefSeq, a predicted model, not a curated record
UUUCAUAAAUGCCCUGCACAUUUUUCUCAGCAAUAUAUUAAACCUGGUCUCAUGUUUAAAGAAGAAUAAUGAAAAUUCCACUGGUUCUUAUUGUUCCCUGAUUACAUGGCGAUCAAUUGCUCUGCAAAUAAAGGACACUUUAGAAGAUUUAACAGGGAAGUCCAUCUCUCACUGCAUUCUUUCACCAUGUCGAGAUCCAAGUGUUAUAGGUGAUUUGUGGUGAUUAACUUUGCCAUUCCUUGUUACCAAGAAUUCUUCAGAAAUACAACAGAUGGACCAUCACUUUGCCGAAUGAAACAGCGUAUUGGACAUUGUGUUAUAUCAAAAUUGGAAGACAGUGACAAAACGAACUCCACUUGUCUCGUCAGAGAUAUGUUAAGUAUGGCCAAAAGAUUUAUACCCCUUCUGCCUGAACAGCUCCAAGAAAAUGCAAGUUUUUGUCUCAAAUAUUUUUAUUCUGAAUUUCCUGCACCUUUUGAAAAUGUAACAGAUAUUAAAAUGCCUUCAGGGAAUAAAGAAACAAACACCGACUUUUCCCAAACAGCAACUUUUCUUGCGGUUGGAUUUGCGGUUGCACUAAUAUUUGCUAUCAGUUUUGCAAUCAGCAUAUACAAAAUAAGAGCAAUAACAUUGAGAAAAAGACGACAAGAAUUGAUGCGCCUCCCAAGUAUUCCAAAAUCAAAGGACACUCUAUACGAAAAAAAUUUAACCUACCCAGAGAGUCCGUAUUCCAAUCCCGACUAUGAAAUAAUAGAGGAAGAAAAUGAGGAUUACGAACAUUUGCCCGAACCAGGAGAAAAUACUUUAACAGACAAAGAUGGGUCAUAUAUAGAUCCUAACAAUGCAGAUGGAACAUAUUUAGAUGUAGUGCAUAGCGAAAACAAACCUAAUGAUUACAUUAACGUUCCCCCUUACAUUGAUUUAGUUGAUGAUGCAAUAGACGAUUCUUUGAAAUCAGGGGCUGUGGACAAUUUACAAUCAGAGAAUGCUGCUACAAUAAACUUAACUGAGAAAAUAGAUGUGGACGAAAUAAAGACAUAAACGAGGAUUUUCCCACCAUGAAUGUGCUACCAAACCAAAAGAUAAUUUCGGAAAAGUUAUCAAUAC